Zingiber officinale is the source of this 1815-nucleotide messenger RNA. Its product is annotated as myosin-binding protein 7-like. The transcript has 3 exons. Lineage: Eukaryota; Viridiplantae; Streptophyta; Magnoliopsida; Zingiberales; Zingiberaceae. The coding region runs from base 264 to 1631 and encodes 455 amino acids. The record is from RefSeq and is a predicted model, not a curated record.
UCUUGGAAGCAAAAAUAGAAGCCACGCGUUCGUUCCGGGCCGGCGAUAGUUCGUUCGACGUCUAAUAAGGCGCUUCGGGCCGUCCCUCGCGGCAUCGCCCUCUUGGUUCAUCCUUGGCAUCUCCUUCUCCGCCGCCACCGCCGCCGCCGCCGCCUACGAAGCAUUUCACCCACGGGCGGGGGGCGACGCACCAGGAGGUGGCGUUGGAAUGGCAGCAUUGGAUCCCGGUUGAGGAUAAGAGAUUAGGUUUUUUUGGGGAAUCUAUGGAUUUCGGUCCGGGCUAUGGUGGAGGUGGAGGGGAAGGAUUCUCCGUCGGGGUUUUCUCUCCUGGACGACAUCGGUCUCUGAGGCGGAAGCGGGACGCCAGGGCAGCCGAUGCCCAUUUGGUAUCCUGCGUCGACACCGAUGGGGACGAUCUAGGAGCUGGCGCUAGCGUUGCCAGAGUCGAGAUCGGGAACGAGGCGGAAGCCCUACGCGAGGCCCUCCUCAGCCACCAGCAAUCGAUCCAGAAGCUACAAGAGGAGCUGGAAGAGGAGCGGAGCGCCGCUGCGUCCGCUGCGCAAGAGGCCAUGUCAAUGAUUGUCCGGCUACAGCACGAGAAGGCGGAGGCCAUCAUGGAGAUUCGCCAGUUCAAGCGCGUCACCGAGGAGAAUCUGAAGCACAACCAGGAGGAGAUCGCGACGCUUGAGGACCUUCUCUUCAAGCGCGAACAAGAAAUGCAAGCCCUCUCCUGUGAGGUCCAGGCUUACCGUCACCGCAUCCUCAGCUACGGCUUUAGCCUCGAUGGAGAUGCCCCUCCCUCUGAACCGCAAACACCUGACACGGCGACCUCCGCCUUCGCCAUCCCCCAAAUCGAGUUCCCGCAGGAGUAUCAAUAUCCUUCGAUAAAGUGUGUCGGGGACGCUGGUGCCGAAAUCGACAAGUACCUCCCUGGUGAAACUCCACGUGAACACCUCCAGAAGCUGGAGCAGCGAAUUUUCCAGCUCGAGCGGACGCCAAGUAGCAGAUUUGGGAGCGCCAUCGACAAGGGAAUCAUCGUGAGGCAUUCUCCCCGAGCUCGGCCUAGGCAUCUCAGAAAUCUUUCCUACGGAAGCCAUGGAUCUGUCCUCGAAUUCAACAAGGGGGAUGAGUUCCCGACAUCGUUAGAUGCUCUAUCAGAUUACGAGGAGAUGAAUGACAGAGUGUAUACAGUGGAUGCUGUGCAUGGAGCCAGUGAUGACUAUGUUACCACACCAAGGGAGCUACAGACUAGGAGAUCCCGAAUGGGUGAAGUGGUCGAGGAAGGAGAAAUUUCUAAGCUUGAGAUGCGUCUGCAGGAGCUUGAAGCUGAUAGAGAGUAUAUGAGACAGGCAUUGAUUUCCAUGGGUGCAGAUAAGGCGCAGAUGAUGAUAUUGAAAGAAAUUGCUCAGAAGAUGUGCAAGGAAGGAACCAUUGACAAUAGAAUCAUAAAGCAAUCAUCUACCUCGCGGAGGUUUCCUUUCAUGUCCAUCAUCAAGGAUGUAUUUUCAUGUUUUGUAUUCUGGAAGAAAUCAUCUCAAGCCAAUAGGUAUACUUUUGGGAUAACAGCCGGUGUUGGCUUACUCCUGUUCUUAGGCAAGUCCUGUCACAUGAGGCAAAGGAAGAUCCUCUAAACACAAGUGCAGUUGUGCAGCUAUCAGUUCUCACAGUGAAGCAUGAGUUGAACAUGCAUAUCCAUUUCCAGUCCGUGUUCUUUUUUCCUUUCCUUUCGCAUGUUAUUAAUCUUUACCAACUGUAUCUUGGUUAUAAAAUCACCAAUUUUUUUCUUUGUUUAAAAGUAUAAAUAAUUUAUUAUUA